Molecule: messenger RNA, 450 nt
Organism: Suillus subalutaceus
Lineage: Eukaryota; Fungi; Basidiomycota; Agaricomycetes; Boletales; Suillaceae
Exons: 4
Coding region: 1-450 (149 amino acids)
Source: RefSeq, a predicted model, not a curated record
AUGGCAGACCGCGACACCAUCAAGCUUGAGCUGCCCGCGUGGGUGAGAUCAUUCAAGUUCACUUUCGAAUGCAGAAAGCUUGGUCCUAUGGCUAUUGACGUAUCCAUGCGAGAGCCUCUCGACUUGGAGCUGCCGUCUGGCACAGCAUGCUGCGCUGAUGCCAGCGAAACACCAACGAUGAAACCGGGAGUACUUACUGAUUGGUUGGAAGACCAGACAGCUGCGGAAGCUCGGGUAAUUGAUGAUAACGAAACGGAACCGGAGUCAGAACCGCCUGCUGAAAAUACCAAGUGCCUAGUUGACGAUCCAGCCAAGUGUGCUGGACCUGUGCCCGACAACAGUGAGAUGGAACCAGAGUCUGAACCCGAGGCACAGACACCUGUAGAAUUUACCAUUUGGUAUGAGGCUAACAAGGACGUGCGUAUUUUUAUUCUCUACUAUGACUACUAA